This is a messenger RNA of Nymphaea colorata (pocket water lily), 689 nucleotides long. RefSeq lists its product as uncharacterized. The record is from RefSeq and is a predicted model, not a curated record. NCBI's taxonomy places the organism in Eukaryota, Viridiplantae, Streptophyta, Magnoliopsida, Nymphaeales, Nymphaeaceae. The transcript has 2 exons. Bases 265 to 486 code for a protein of 73 amino acids.
CUUUAAAAAAAAAGUACUCGGGGGAAGCAAAUGCGAGUCUGAACAUGCAAGAAAAUCGCAUAUUCAUCAGUUGCAUAUAAAUGAACACACCAUCGGUUCGCCAGGCCUGCAUUGAACCGACCAUUCUUUCGGUUCAGAUCUUCACAACUAAAUUGAGCAGGAUCUCAGUUUUUCCUUGUUCUCGAUCGUGCACUAUUCAUCACUAACAAGGCCGUCCCCGAAGGUCUUAAAGAAGGAGAUCAUAUCAGAAGUCGGCCGAGAGACAUGGGGUUUGUUGUGGUGAUAUCGCUUCCAUUGAUAUUGUUUGCGCUGCUGCUGGGAUUUGGUUGCUACUUCCUUGGGAGGGCAAGGGGGAGAAGGGAGCUGCUGGCCACUGCGCAGGUUCACGUCCUCCCCACACCACCUCCAGGGGCUACAACAAAUCAGCAGCUCGGCGGCCCUCCUCCUCCUGCCAUGAUGAAGUGUGACAACUCCAUGAACGUUUAAUUUCAUGAGAUGGAACUCCAUGAACUUCAGUAAUGUUAAAUAUAAUCCUUUCUGCUUUGCUCUGCUCUGUCUUGCGCGCUCUGUUUUCUAUUCUUUGCUUGUGUUGUAAUUUGAUAAUAAAACAGCUUAAAUACUAAAUACUCUAUUGUAAUUUACCGUUUUACCAGAAGAUGAGAAUUUGGAUCUCUCAUUUAUUUUAUCAA